Molecule: messenger RNA, 438 nt
Organism: Prunus armeniaca (apricot)
Lineage: Eukaryota; Viridiplantae; Streptophyta; Magnoliopsida; Rosales; Rosaceae
Source: the annotation of a GenBank genome assembly
AUGGUAUUGUUUUAUGGAUAUGAAUCAAAAGAUCCUGCGUGGAAGUAUGCAAAAGAAGUAGAGGGGGAAAAAUACUUGAGAUGCGCAUUUUGUGAUCAAAGAUGCAGUGGAGGAAUUUCUAGACUUAAGCAUCAUUUAAGUCAAACUCAUCAUGGUAUGCAACCAUGUAAGAAAGUUCCUGAGCAUGUGAAAAAAGAGUGUGCCGCAACUUUGAAAAAUCUUCAGCUUGAAAAAAGAAAGAAAAGUGAAAUGCUUAAAGAGAUUGGGGAUGGUCUAGGAGGAGGGGCUCUGAGUAUGGAAACUUCAUUGGAUGAAGAAUAUGGAAUCCCUGGUACUAGGAGUGCUGCAGUUGAUGAGGCUCUUAGAGCACAACCUAAAUCGAAAGGACCAAUGGAUAGAUUUGUCACUUCUCUAGAGCACUCCCAUUUAAUAUUAUAA